CAUUGCUCGAAUCUGAUUGGCUGCGUGCUUCAUGGAGUUUUUAAAUUGUUGCAGCUGCCGACAGACUUACAGGGCUGUCAAAACAGUCGCGAGGAAGAUCGCGUGACUGCUGUUUAGGGGGGGGCUGAAGAAAUGAGGACAAGCGAGUUUGACUCUUCAUCUGAAGAUGAGGUCGGAGAAGAGGAGCUGACUCCACUGCACAUCUCCUGGUUGCCGCUAUCCAUAGUAGGGUGCCCGCAGUUUCUUGGAAUAUGUGCACUACCAGGUUGCAAAUACAAAGAAAUCCGCAGAUGUCUGCAAAGAGAUAUUGAGGAGCUCCAGAACCAGGGGGUGCAGGAUGUGUUUGUUUUCUGCACAAGAGGAGAGCUUAGCAAAUACAGGGUUCCCUCACUGCUGGAGGUCUACCAGCAGCAGGGCUUCAGGGUUCACCACAUGCCUUUUCUAGAUGGAGACGCACCUGAGCUGAACCAGUGCUGCCAGAUCCUUGAUGAGCUGCAGAUCAGCCUCAAGAAUGACAGGAGGACGGUGAUCCACUGCUACGGGGGCCUGGGACGCUCAGCAUUAAUCGCUGCCUGCCUGCUGCUUCAACUCUCUUCCACAAUGACGCCAAACAAAGCCAUCGAAAUCCUCAGGCACCACAGAGGAGGAGGAGCAAUACAAACAGUGAGGCAAUACAACUUCCUUCACGAGUUUCGGGAAAAGUACACAGCCUACCAAAGUGAAAGUGAAGCUCGCUCGGAGCGCUCGGUGUCUCGGUGAUUACUGCUCCUUUCUACAGAGCUGGAAAAGUCUCGAGUUCCUCAAGCUUGCCUGUUUGCCAGUGAUGCUUUCCUGAUUGUGUGGUGGUAUGAUUAUAUUCUUGAGAAAUGCACUUUAGAAUGAACACUGUAAUAUAUUGCUUUUUAUCAUCCUCAUUAUAAUUCAUUAAAGACUUGAUGAGGAGAUACUGCUUUAUGUUAUUAGAUGGAAAAUGUUGUUUCGUUUAUAUUGCAAAUAAAAUAAUGGUGUGUGUUAAAGUGCUAUGUCAGCUGGGCAAUAUGUGUGUACUUUCCAAUGGUCUUUUUAUUUAAGGGGAAUAAAACUGCACAACAGCUUUUCAGACA
This is a messenger RNA of Haplochromis burtoni (Burton's mouthbrooder), 1103 nucleotides long. RefSeq names its product cyclin-dependent kinase inhibitor 3 (gene cdkn3). Bases 133 to 759 code for a protein of 208 amino acids. The record is from RefSeq and is a predicted model, not a curated record. Gene Ontology annotation, molecular function: protein tyrosine phosphatase activity. Gene Ontology annotation, biological process: dephosphorylation. The transcript has 8 exons. NCBI's taxonomy places the organism in Eukaryota, Metazoa, Chordata, Actinopteri, Cichliformes, Cichlidae. Gene Ontology annotation, cellular component: nucleus.